Arvicanthis niloticus (Nile rat) is the source of this 3848-nucleotide messenger RNA. The record is from RefSeq and is a predicted model, not a curated record. Lineage: Eukaryota; Metazoa; Chordata; Mammalia; Rodentia; Muridae.
AUUUUGUGAAGCGGCAGCGGAGGUGUUGGCUGCAGUGGGCUCCGGGAAAGCCGUUCGGGCUGGGGCUGUCGGCCGCAGGGCUGAGGCACUCGCGCGGGGGGUAACUCGGGUCUGGGUUCUGGUACCGCGCAAGCUCUCCCCGGAUUGACUUGGCCUCUACUUAAGAAAAUACAUCUCUUGUUUUACAAGGUGUGUGUGGUUUCAGCGCAGCAUGGCUGUGGUCAUCCGUUUGCAAGGUCUCCCAAUUGUGGCGGGGACCAUGGACAUUCGCCACUUCUUCUCUGGAUUGACCAUCCCCGAUGGGGGCGUGCAUAUUGUAGGGGGUGAACUGGAUGGCCCGUUGUGUGACUUUGGUUCAGCUGUCCAUUUCCUGUGACCAUCUCAUUGACAAGGACAUCGGCUCCAAGUCUGACCCGCUGUGCGUCCUUUUACAGGAUGUGGGAGGGGCCUGGGCUGAGCUUUGCAGGACUGAACGUGUUCGCAAUUGCUCAAGCCCUGCAUUCUCCAAGACUCUGCAGAUAGAAUACCACUUUGAGACUGUCCAGAAGCUACGCUUUGGAAUCUAUGACAUAGACAACAAGACACCAGAGCUGGGGGAUGAUGACUUCCUAGGGGGAGCCGAAUGCUCCCUAGGUCAGAUUGUGUCCAGCCAGACGCUGACUCUCCCCUUGCUGUUGAAGCCUGGAAAGCCUGCAGGGCGGGGAACCAUUACGGUUUCAGCUCAGGAGCUAAAGGACAGUCGUGUAGUGACCAUGGAGGUGGAAGCUAGAAACCUGGAUAAGAAGGACUUUCUAGGAAAAUCUGAUCCAUUCUUGGAGUUCUUUCGGCAAGGUGAUGGGAAGUGGCACCUGGCGUACAGAACUGAGGUAGUAAAGAACAACCUGAACCCUACCUGGAAGCGCUUCUCAGUCUCUCUUGAGCAUUUCUGCGGUGGGGACGUCAACACACCCAUCCAGGUCCGCUGCUCAGACUAUGACAGUGACGGGUCACAUGAUCUCAUUGGUACCUUCCACACUACCUUGGCCCAACUGCAAGCAGUCCCGGCUGAGUUUGAAUGUGUCCACCCUGAGAAGCAGCAGAGAAAGAAAAGCUACAGGAACUCUGGAACUGUGUGUGUCAAGACUUGCCGGGUGGACACUGAGUAUUCCUUCCUGGACUAUGUGAUGGGGGGCUGCCAGAUCAACUUCACUGUGGGUGUGGAUUUCACUGGCUCCAAUGGUGACCCAUCCUCACCUGACUCCCUGCAUUAUCUGAGUCCUACAGGAGUCAACGAGUAUCUGACAGCACUGUGGAGCGUGGGCAGCGUGGUUCAAGACUACGACUCAGACAAGCUGUUUCCAGCAUUUGGUUUUGGAGCCCAGGUCCCCCCUGACUGGCAGGUCUCACAUGAGUUUGCCUUGAACUUCAAUCCCAGUAAUCCGUACUGUGCAGGCAUCCAGGGUAUCGUAGAUGCCUACCGUCAAGCACUGCCCCAAGUUCGUCUCUAUGGCCCCACCAAUUUUGCACCCAUCAUCAACCAUGUGGCUAGGUUUGCAGCCCAGGCUGCACAGCAGAGGACUGCCUCGCAAUACUUCGUACUGUUGCUUUUGACUGACGGCGCUGUGACAGAUGUGGAGGCCACGUGUAAGGCUGUGGUGGAAGCCUCAAAGCUACCCAUGUCCGUGAUCAUUGUGGGUGUGGGUGGUGCUGACUUUGAGGUCAUGGAGCAGCUGGAUGCUGAUGGUGGCCCUCUUCGUACACGCUCUGGAGAAGCAGCUGCCCGGGACAUAGUGCAGUUUGUGCCUUAUCGACGAUUUCAGAAUGCUCCCCGGGAGACACUUGCACAGACUGUACUUGCAGAAGUGCCUACUCAGAUGGUUUCCUACUUCAAAGCCCAAGGAUGGGCCCCAUUAAAGGCACCUCCAGUCCCAGCCAAGAGCCCCAAACAGGCCCCACAGGCAUAGGUUCUCUUGGAAGAGUAGGCUACAAUCAGUCCUCAGCCCUCAGCCUGCACCAUCCUCUGGGCAGGGACCAACCAUGCACAUUCUUGCCACUUCAUAGAUACUUUUAUAUGUUUCUGCUAUUGCUUCUCUUUGACACACCUGCCUACCUGGCAUCCUCUCAUUCAGAAAAGAAAGACUAGUAAAUCACCACUUUCUCUCAAAAUCCUAGACUGCUAUAGAUAGCCACACCUGCUCUUACCUUGGGCUUGUUGAGUAAAAGAGCCCUUUCGUCUGGUAACCCCAUUCAAGCAAAUUGAGUCUAUUCACUCCAGUCACAUACUUUGAAAAGAUGAAGUUUGAGUAUAAAGUAAGCAUGUGGUUGUCCUUUCCUCCGGGGCGAGCUGAGCUGGGACCAUGAACAAGGUAGAUUUGAGGUACAUAGAGUUUCAAGUCAGAAACAACUUUAAAAAGCAAACACAUGUGCAAACGGGAGAGAAUGACGUUUUAGAGGAGAGUAAGGGCUGUUAGACUUCCUGUGCUAGCUCUGUCUUUCUUGGGAAUAUUUGUGUAGCCCAGGUUGGCCUUCAGUUUACCGAACUGCCACAACCUCAUAGAUGCUAGAAUUACAGGCAUGUACUACCAUGCCUGGUUUACAGUCCUGAUUUUUUUAUUUGCUUUUUUGACAUGCGAUCUCAUAUAGCCCAGGCUGGCCCUAUAUUUUGUAGCCAAGGAUAACUUUAAUUCCUGUUCUUCUACUCCAACUUCCCAAGUGCUAGGAUUAUAGGCAUGCCUCAACUAUGCUUGACCUUUAACAGCUCAACAGUUUAAUAGCUUUUUUAUAUUAUUAAAGAUUUAACAUGCAUAUUCAUUUUGGGAAACAGUUUAAUAGCUUUUUUUCUAUUAAAAAUUUAUCAUGCAUAUUCAUUUUGGGAAAUCUUUAUAGGACACAUCCUAACUACUUUGCCUAGACUGCCCUUAGACUCCUUGGACUCAAGGUCCUUGGAGUAGAAGAACCAGAGUUCACUCAGUACCUCGUUUAGCAAAACAGGUUUUGUUUGCAGGGCGGAGAAGGGGAGCUCCUAAAUGCAGAAUUAAAACUUCACUUGUCUUGAAGCUCAGUCAUGGUGGAGCACAGUGUGAACCCCAACUCCCGGGACAUAGAGGGGUACUAUAAAAUUUGUUUCCUAAUCUAAUGAAACAGUUUUUCAAAUAUCAGUAUUAUAUAAAAAUAGACAACGGGAACAAAGAUAGGUGGCUCAAGGUUGUAAUCCCAACACUCAGAAGUCUGAGGCAGGAGGGUUGCUGAGUCUGGUGUGGAUUUGAGGUACAUAGAGUUUCAAGUCAGAAAAAGCUUUAAAAGGCUAAUACAUAGGCUAUUUGUAUCUGGUUUGCAUUUAUUUUAUUUUGAAUGCCUUAUCCACCAAUCCUUACUGCCCCUUCUCCUUUUUCAUGUCAAUUAUUCUUUUGUAAGAAUAUACCAGUUUGGUAAUUCCCUUCCUUACCAAGAUUCAUUUUAUUGGGCUUACACAAUAUUUUUGAGGAAUUGGUUUUUCAGUAUGGAAAUGAUAUUGGUGUGCAAGGGAUAUUUAGAUUGUUCGCAAUUAUUACAGGUUGCCUUCUGUAGAGAGGUAUGGCUUGAUUCAUCCCAUCUGUUAACCUGUGGUCACCUUCCUUCCCCAGAUCUCAUUUCUAGUUGCCAUUUACUUCUCUAUGUGGGCUAGGUCUUAUUUCAUACACAUUUCCUUGUUUCUUGGGAACCUGUUCAUGGAGAGCUUUUAUUCUGUUGUUCUUCUUGACAUGUUGAAAGUAUUUUCCCCUCAGCUGUUACUGUGUCAUGUUUUUUAUUCUCAAUAUGCAAAUUUAUUAUAUAUGCUAACCUUUUAAAAAUAUAUCCAUAUAUCAAUAAUAAUAAUAUAUACAACCCCA